Molecule: messenger RNA, 1283 nt
Organism: Hypoxylon fragiforme
Lineage: Eukaryota; Fungi; Ascomycota; Sordariomycetes; Xylariales; Hypoxylaceae
Product: Pre-mRNA-splicing factor SPF27
Exons: 2
Coding region: 194-838 (214 amino acids)
Biological process (GO): mRNA processing
Cellular component (GO): Prp19 complex; catalytic step 2 spliceosome; precatalytic spliceosome
Source: RefSeq, a predicted model, not a curated record
CUAGUUACUUGCUGCUGUCGCUUUAGUUAAUCCCAUUCGCGCCUCUAUACCUUCAUUCAUUAUUCCUUCAUUCAUUUAGCCAGCGACGGACAGGAUACACGACGAACAACGAUAAAAAAAUAGACAACAUAUACCAAGCAACCUUGAAACCAAUCACCAAAACCUUUAUACCAACUUGCCUAUACCAACAAACAUGUCGUCCAUCCGCACCACAGUCCACGAGUCUCUCCCUUACGUCGACCCCGAACCAACCCCCGCCGAGCGCGCCGCAGCCGAAUCCCUGAUCGCCGCCGAACAACAAUCCACCUCCACCUCCACCUCCCCUUCCACCCUACUACCCCCAACCUACACACCAACCUUCACCCCCCUCAUGACCGCCGAGCUCUCGCGCAUCGCCACCAAAGCCCCCCUCCGCGCCAUCGACCUCUCCCGCUACGAAGCCACACCCUCCUCCCCCCCAUCAUCCCCAUCCUCCCAGAAGACCCUCGCCCCCCUCCUCGCCCGCGCCUACACAUCCUCCGCGUACCUCUCGUCGCGGCACACGCACCUCCAGCUCCUCGACGCCUACGGCAAGAACGCGUGGCUCGUGGGGAACUACCAGCUGGAAGCCGAGCUCCAGUCCCUGGAGCGCGACCUCGCCUCCGCGAAGCGCGAGAUCGACGUGCUGACCAUCGAGCGGCGGCGCGCGCAGGACGCCGUGGCCGGCGAGCUCACCGCCCUGGACGACAACUGGCGCCGCGGCGUCGGGCGCGUCCUCGAGACCGAGGUCGCCACCGAGGCCCUGCGGCUGCAGGUUUUGGAGAAGCAGCGGGAGGGGGUUGCUGGUGGGAUGAGUUGAAUGGAGAGGAUUGGAACGGAAUGAAAUUGAAUCGAGAUAAAUCAUAAUAAUUACCUAUACAACUAUUACCGGUACCUACAGUUAUAUCGCCAAGGGCACGGUACUUUGCGUACCUAAUGGGCUUAUAAAUGGAUCAGAUGGAGGAUGGUGAAAAGUACAAAAAAAAAAAAUUACGAAAUAAUCACGAUACUGAGCGAAUAGCCAACAUUGACACUGAUUUGAGGUUCUGAUGAGGCAGCUCUAAAAUGGGUUGAUAAUGCCUCUGCUGCGGUAUCAAUAAGUAUUGAAUAGUAAACCUAGGUACUCAACACAAAAAAAACGAGGGUAAUUCCGAGAACGCCUCCUAAAACUAAGUUCGCCAUCCGUUUGUCUAAAACUACCUUUCCCCCUAAAGUACCAUGUAUCUCGCCCCAGGUCUGUACAUAUUACACAGGCACCUAUUCAA